Messenger RNA from Poeciliopsis prolifica (blackstripe livebearer), 1126 nucleotides. It is a transcript of the gene mettl21a, whose product is annotated as methyltransferase 21A, HSPA lysine. The transcript has 3 exons. NCBI's taxonomy places the organism in Eukaryota, Metazoa, Chordata, Actinopteri, Cyprinodontiformes, Poeciliidae. Gene Ontology annotation, molecular function: protein-lysine N-methyltransferase activity. Gene Ontology annotation, biological process: peptidyl-lysine methylation. The coding region runs from base 253 to 906 and encodes 217 amino acids. The record is from RefSeq and is a predicted model, not a curated record. Gene Ontology annotation, cellular component: cytosol; cytoplasm.
CGCUUUUUGCCGUGUGUGUAUAUGUUUAAUCUAACAAGAGACAUUUUAUUAUCACACAUGUUCGGUGUGAACCGAAGUCCGCAUUUGUGGUGGACUGGUAACUUGAAGCACGAGUCGAACCAAACAAAUUUACACCUGAAAGCGGAGCGGCGCUGAUGUUGAAACGCCACAGAAGAUGGCACUGCUGAGUCAGUGCGCCGUCAAGAUGCGAGAAGAAGAGUUCUCCCCCCGGUCGUGUUAUGCGUUUGAAGCAUGGCUCUCGUUCCUUAUCAGGCGAACCCGCUCCCCGCAUUCUCCAAACUCCACAACGCCUCGGCACAGUUCCGCUUUGCGAACCAGGAGCUCCGCCUGGCUCAGGACUGGAGGAGGCUGGGGGUGGCUGCAGUGGUCUGGGAUGCCGCGGUUGUUAUGUGCAUGUAUCUGGAGAUGGGAGCAGUGGAGCUGAAGGGGAAGAAGGUCGUUGAACUGGGAGCUGGGACUGGACUGGUGGGGAUUGUGGCAGCUCUGCUGGGUGCUCAUGUGACCAUCACAGACAGGAAGCCCGCCCUGGAGUUCCUGUCCGCCAACGUUGCGGCCAACCUCCCCCCGCCGGCCGGCGACUUGGUGGUGGUCUCGGAGCUGACCUGGGGUCAGGGCCUGGAGCGUUACCCCGAAGGAGGGUUCGACUUGGUCCUGGGAGCGGACAUCGUCUACCUGGAGGAGACCUUUCCCUCCCUGCUGCAGACCCUGGAGCACUUGUGCUCGGACAGCACCGUCGUUCUGCUGGCCUGCAAGAUCCGCUACGAACGGGACGCGCGCUUCCUGAGCAUGCUGCGGCGCGGCUUCACCGUGGAGGAGGUCCACUACGACAAAGACAGGGACAUCCGUCUGUACCGGGCGUCCAGGCUCCCAAGAAGGGAUUUAUGACAAGUCAGAUUUAUGUUUUACAAAGCAAUCCGAAAGGGUUUGAGAUUUUUUUUUUUUUAUAAAAUAGAAGAAAAGCGCAACAACACAUUUAUUUUCAGCUGCCAAAACUCUCAUUUAUAUGGCUCUAACAUAAAUGCAUUGUUAUACAUGUUACUGUUGACAUUUUGAAAAUAUGAAUAAAAAAAUUAUAAAGCAACAUAAAAAAAAUACAUACCAAUUU